AUGGCUUCAUUACAUUCAAAUGUAAGACAGGAAUUUGCUGAUUCGAAUGUUGCUUUACAACCAUCUAGUGGCAGAAGUUGUGAUAAAAUACGUCAAGAAUUAAAAAGAUGUAUUAAAGAAUCUUCAUGUGUUCAAGUUGAGGGAAGGAAGGCAAAAGAUUGCCUUAAUUCUAGAGAUGGUGGUGUUCCAGAUAGAUGUUAUGUUUUACUUAGCUCAUUUACUGAUUGUAAAAAAUCAUUGGUUGACAUGAGAUCAAGAUUUCGUGGCCGUAAAGGAGACAUGUAG
Strongyloides ratti is the source of this 285-nucleotide messenger RNA. Its product is annotated as Cytochrome c oxidase assembly protein PET191 family-containing protein. Lineage: Eukaryota; Metazoa; Nematoda; Chromadorea; Rhabditida; Strongyloididae. The record is from RefSeq and is a predicted model, not a curated record. Gene Ontology annotation, cellular component: mitochondrion. Gene Ontology annotation, biological process: mitochondrial respiratory chain complex IV assembly. The coding region runs from base 1 to 285 and encodes 94 amino acids. The transcript has 2 exons.